Messenger RNA from Talpa occidentalis (Iberian mole), 3673 nucleotides. It is a transcript of the gene TNFRSF10A, whose product is annotated as TNF receptor superfamily member 10a. The transcript is spliced from 9 exons. The record is from RefSeq and is a predicted model, not a curated record. Gene Ontology annotation, molecular function: TRAIL binding. Lineage: Eukaryota; Metazoa; Chordata; Mammalia; Eulipotyphla; Talpidae. Gene Ontology annotation, cellular component: cell surface; plasma membrane. Gene Ontology annotation, biological process: TRAIL-activated apoptotic signaling pathway; positive regulation of apoptotic process. The coding region runs from base 75 to 1400 and encodes 441 amino acids.
CGUGGGCGGCGGACCUUCCUGCGCGCCCGGACGCCAUUGAUUCCUGAUCUCUGGGUUGCGAGCUCCGUAGCGCCAUGGGACAGCGGACCCCGCCACCUGGCCGCCUCCCCGGCCCGCGCAGGGAGAAUCCGGCGCGAGGAGCCAGGCUUCGACCUUGGAUCGCCAGGACCCCCGUCUUCAUCCUCCUCGGGGUCCUGCUCCGCGUCUCGUCUUCCUCGCCUGUGAACAUUAGGAAUGACAGAGUUCAUGAGCAGUCAUCUCCCUGGCAGGGACAGAAGUACACUCCCCAAAAGAUUCGGUGCUUAGCAGGGUUCCAUUUGUCAGAAGACAGUAAAAGUUGUGUACCAUGUACAAGAGGACAGGACUACACAGAGCACUUGAACACAGAGCAGUCCUGCAUACCAUGCACAGUGUGCCGCUCAGAUCAGAAAGAAUUGGCUCCAUGCACCACAACCACCAACAGGAAGUGUGAGUGCAAAAAUGGUACUUUCAGUGGAGAAAAUUCUCCUGAGGCCUGCGAGACCUGCAGCACUAGGUGCCCCGAUGGGAUGAUUGUGGACGGGCCCUGUACCAGCCAGAGUGACCUCAAGUGUAUCAGCCGAGAAUCAGGUGCUCGAGAUAGUAAAGGAGUGACCCCAGUCCCUGGAGAGCCAUUGACCAACUCUGGGUCACCUCCCUUUCCUUCCUCAGGCAAUGGACCCUCCACAUGGAUUGUGGUAGCAGCUGUUCUCGUGGUGGCUAUUGUGAUCAUCUGUAUUUUAGUUUUAGUGUAUCGUAUGUGGUGCAAGACUCACGGCACUUCAGUGAACCAUAAGUGUCUGAACAAGGUCUUUUUCGGCCGCUUGCACUGGUGUCCUAGAAAAGAGCCUGGGACAGAGGACAAUGCCCUCAACAGCAUCGUGAGCGACAGGGACUCACUGUCCACCGUGGCCUCUGUGCAGGUACUGGAAGGCCAACAGCAGACAAAGCCGCCAGGUGCUGCUGUACAGACCCCAAGGGAAACGGAGCCUCUGCUGCCAUCAACGGAAACUAAAAAAUCUCAGAAGAAAAGUAGGCGCCUGGUUCCUGUGAAUGUUGAAGAAGCUACUAAAAGCCUGAGGCAGUCCUUUGAUUCCUUUUCAAGGGAAGUCCCCAUGACAUCCUGGAACCAGCUUAUGAGGAAGGUGGGUCUCAUGGAAAAUGAGAUCCAACAGGCUAGAAGUCGAGCCGUAGACCCAGGGGAAGCCCUGUAUUGUAUGCUGCUGCAGUGGCACAGCAUACAGGGGCGGGAAGCCUCAGUGAACACCCUGCUGGAUGCCUUGGAAGAGAUCAAGGAAAGACAUGCCAAAGAGGAGAUUGAGAAGGAGCUGGUGAGCUCCGGAAUGUACACCUACGAAGAUGAGGACUCCGCUCUGUCCUGAGUGUACGGGACUUGCUUUAGGAAACCAGAGCUUCCCUGGACACUAGCUUGAAAGAAACAGCAAAUACUUGAUCAAAACUUGAAGAAGCUCUGGAAUUUUCCAGAAUUUUUUUCAAAUCAAUUGGAACUAUUUUUAUUUUUAUGAAAUGUUUACUGUGACGAAACUGGAAGAUAUUUCAGAUUCCGUGUGGAUUAUAGUUAGGUGUUUGAAUAGUACUAAGAGUUAUUUUAGGAUGUCAUUCUUUUAUGUUUAUAGCAUUUUUUUCAUCCUAAUAGAACUGCACUUUUUACUUCUACAUGUUUUAUUGUAAAACAUAUUUUAUUCUCUUUAUGUUAGUAUUGUCCAUUUUUAUUUCUAUUACUUAGUGUUACUUUAUAUACUUCUUUUUCAUAUUUUUAUCUAUUUAUAUAAAUACUGAAAAACAGUUUUUUAAAUGCACUUACCAACUGGAUUGCAUUGAUUGCUUAUAUUUCUAUGACCAUAAAAUAUAUAGAAAUAUAAGGCGGGGGGGGGGUUGGGUGGCUCACCUGUGUGUUGUUGCCCUGGUCCAUUCUAGUUCCCCAUCAUGCAGUUUGAGCUUGUGACUGGCAAUUUCUUAUGGGCCCAGUCUUUUCAACGUGAUAACUGUAGAUGUGCAUAAAUAUUUAUAUUAUUUAUAGGAAAUGUUUACAAGUGAGCAGAAAGUGAAAAGGGAUGCCUACACAAAUCCCUUCCAGUGGGGGUAGAGGGGUAGGUCAUGUGCCGUUUCAGGUCUUGGUAGUGAACCUUUAGGAUGGACUCCCCAUGUCUGCCACAGCCUUAAAACAGGAGCCUCAGAGCCCAGUGCAAGCCAUAGAGCAUGGUGGCUUGGUUGCCACACCCCACUCCUUAGCCUGCCCCAGGUGAGCUAGUCCUGGGACUCUGGUGACAAAACUUGCCCCCGCCCAGUGCUCCCCACAGUGGGAGGUUCAUGGGUUGUGUGCUCCAGCAGCCAUUGUGAAUUGGAUCCUGGUGCACUGCUUACUGGUGUGCUACCAGCUCCAGACUCUCAUCGAAUGGACAGUGCCAUAUUGCAUGAGCGGUAUCCAGUUGUAGACUACUAGACUCUAUCUGGGGUGGGACAGCCAGCCAUUUGUGGCCUUAAAAACUCCUUUUUUCAAAUAAAAAUAAGGAAAAAAUUUAAAAAAAAAGAACAAUGAUGUAAAAAAAUAAAAAAUUAAAAUAUAAUACAAUACAAAAAAAAAAGGUCUGCAAAAGAUAUUCAUAGAAAAAUUUUAAGACAAAAACUCAAACACCAUAAAUGUUAUAUACAUAAAUGUAUGGGAUUUCUAUGCAAUAAAAUAUUUUGUACCCCUAAGAAGUUUAAAUAUAGGACCUCCCUGGUGGCGCAAGGGGUUAAGCACAGCACUAUGAAGCAAUCCAUAGCCUCUGCAGCCGAGUUCAACCCCUGUCUGAACAGCCACUCAAGAUGCCAGAUAAGUGAAUACAAGAGGAAAGGGGAAGGGAGUCAAUAAGCUUUGUCUCCUCUGUUGGUCAAAUUCUUCUAGCAAAUUUCCACGAAAGGGCUAUUGUCCCAGGGAACCAUUAAAUAAAGGACUGAUGGUGCUGAGGGGUCACCUCAAUCCCAGACAUGUUCAAGGGGUUGUCCCCAAAUGACAGCAAAAAAUCCCCACCCAAAAAUCCACCAAAGACCCCAAUCCUUCUAGAUCUAUCUCAUUUAAGAAGUAAGCUCUCUUCCCAGGGAAGCUCUCUUCCCAAGUCUUCCUUCCACUUAAUCUCUCAGGGGUGAAUCAUGAUCGAAGCCCAUCUUGAGGCAUUUUUUUUUUAUUUUUUUAAAGAUUUAUUUAUUUAUGCAUAAAGAGCUGGGGUACAGGCCAGAGAUGCCAGGGGUGAGAGGAUUCACCAGAGACAGAGUGGGGAACAGAACAGGCAGAUUGACUGAAACACCACUGAGGGGAGAAGCAGGCGAGAAAGGAGAGGUCUGCUGCGCAAAAAACAAAACAAAACACAAAAAACUCCUUUUUUCCCUUUGUAAUAAACUGUUGUUGCUGUACCCUGAGCCUGAAUGGUUCCUUGCAACUGUGGGCAUAUGGGUGAGACCCCAGAGAGUUUCCCACCUUGGCACUGUUUUAGCCUCCUCAGGGAGGAAGAGUGGACAGUGCUUAUGGAUUGUUUGAAUGUUUAUUAAUUGGCACUAUAUGUAGGUAUCUCUGAGGGUAAAAUGGUUUUUAUAAGCUGUUGAAGUACAAAGCUGUACAUAGUUGAAAACCAGUAUUACCUCCAAAAAAAGUAAA